AUGGCGGUUACUCAUGAUAAUGCUAAAAACAUGUUAGCAGCAUCGCGUAUAUUGAGUGAAACUUAUACAGAGUUAUAUGGUUCAUCUUUGUAUAACCAUAGGUGUCUUGCUCACAUAAUAAAUAUUAUUGUGGGUGAGGGAAUGAUUGUUUUGAAUGAUAAAUUAGAAAAAAUAAAUAAAUUUGUCAAAAAAUUGCACACAUCACCAAAAUAUAUGAAAGAAUUUUUAGACAUAACUGGAGGUAUACGCAUACCACUUGAUGUCGUAACUAGAUGGAAUUCUAAAUUUUUGAUGAUAUACUCUAUUAACAAAAAUUUAGAUGCAGUCAAUAAAUUGGGGAAAAAAGGGAGCCACCAAGAUGGCCAAUUAUUUAUAAAUAAUGAAGAAUCAAUUUUUUUAAAAGAUGUAGAGGAUUUUUUAAAACCCUUUUACAAGAUUACUUUAGAAGCUUCAUCAGCUACAAAUACAACCAUUGGCUCAUCUGUAUUAUUCAUAAACUGCAUUGAAAAUAUUUUAAAUGAUUAUAUUACUGGUGAUACCGUAUUGAAAAAUACAGCGGAGGUGAUUCAUCAGCCAUUUGAAAAUGAUAUCUUGGAUAAUGAGGCAUUACCAUUUUCUGUAAGCAUGCAUAACAUUCUAAGAAAGGGUGCGUUACAAAAUGAUCCAUUGACCGACGAAAUAUCGCUUUAUUUAAGAGAAGAUGUAGCAAGUCCAAUAACAAAUGUAUUAGAAUGGUGGUCGAAUAAUAAAAAUUCAUAUCCUAAUUUAUCUUUAAUGGCUAAAGAUUUCUUAGCUCAACAAACCAGAGUAUUCAACAAAACCGAUAGGGCCCAAGCUUCACUUCCAACCAUAUUCGGUGAACUUAGCAUUAGAUCUCCAUACGACUUAGCAAUUAACCUUAUCGAAUAUCCUUUUGUCAAAGGAAAUAACCAACGCCUAUCAUUCUAA
Messenger RNA from Gordionus sp. m RMFG-2023, 948 nucleotides. RefSeq lists its product as uncharacterized. Bases 1 to 948 code for a protein of 315 amino acids. The record is from RefSeq and is a predicted model, not a curated record. The transcript has 5 exons. NCBI's taxonomy places the organism in Eukaryota, Metazoa, Nematomorpha, Gordioida, Chordodea, Parachordodidae. Gene Ontology annotation, molecular function: protein dimerization activity.